GCGGAGCCUCGCAUCGAUGACGUAUCACCAUUUUCUUUUUUUUUUCCCUCUGUUUGGCGGCGCGGUCGGUGUGCGGCGCUUCAGUUCGGAUCAGCUCACUCUGCUCACUCCACGUGAGCGAGAAGUUGGCGCGCGUAUCAUGUUUGCGGCGUGCAUUGUUUUGUUUCACACGGAAUGCAACGAUGAGCGAGCCUGACCCACAGAAGGUCAUCGAAAAGUACCUCCAAGGGUUACAUCAUCAUGAAGACGGCUACUCCCAUGGCUACCUGAAGUCAGACGAUGAGCUUAAGGUUUUUGAGAGGUCCUUGGCUGCCGUCAACGAGAGGUAUGCUGUGCGGACAUCAAGAGACCUGAACAAGCCGUCUAAAUCCAAUGUCGUCUUCUCCAUGAUCCACUCCGGGUGCAGAAUCUCUCUAGACAAUGUACCGUUUGUGGUUGUCAAAGAAACCGUCAAAGUCUGCAUAUUUGGAACGGAAUACUACAAAAAGACUCAAGAGAAAAACAAAGACCGGGGUUCAAGCACCGCUGACUGGCCGAAGGAGGUGUACGAGAAGAAGCGAAUGAACCUCCAAGGCACAAAGAAGAAAGGGUGUGCAGCAACAAUGAAUUUGAAGUGGAUUGAAUUGUACCCAGAUUUCCAGGUGGACCUUCCCCAGCCAUGCGGCCAGACAAAAGAGGGUCGGCUGAAAGCAGACAAGGCCAAGCAGCUGCAGGAGGUGCUUGACGCAGAGCAGCAGACUGUGGCCAAAGAGACGCGGAUAUACAUUAAAAUUGCCCACUGCGGUUCCCAUCGUAACCAUGGUUUCGAGGACAUGGAAGCUUUUAGCCAAAACAUGUACAGGAACAUUGCUUAGCGAAUUCAAAUGUUGGCAAGGGAAGGAAUUACAUCUGUAUCAGAUGUGAAAAAGUGUCUGCACUAUUACGUGCACGACGUACUUUUUGCAAACAAGGAAAAGCCUGAUAGCAGCUGCAGGGCCUUUUUCCCAACACAUCGUGAUAUCAGCAACCAGAUCCAAGCUGUUCUUAAGAAA
Molecule: messenger RNA, 1031 nt
Organism: Dermacentor andersoni
Lineage: Eukaryota; Metazoa; Arthropoda; Arachnida; Ixodida; Ixodidae
Source: RefSeq, a predicted model, not a curated record